AUGGAGGAGCUGGUGGGGCUUCGUGAGGGCUCCUCGGGGAACCCUGUGACUCUCCAGGAGCUCUGGGGCCCAUGUCCCCGCGUCCGCCGAGGCAUCCGAGGUGGCCUGGGCUGGCUGAAGCGGAAGCUGUUCCGCGUGGGUGAGGACUGGUACUUCCUGACAGUCCUCGGGGUACUCAUGGCCCUGAUCAGCUUCACCAUGAGCUUCACCGUCAGGCGUGUGGUCCGAGCACACCAGUGGCUGUACCGGGAGAUCGGGGACAGCCACCUCCUCCGAUACCUCUCCUGGACUGUGUACCCCGUGGCCCUGGUCUCCUUCUCCUCAGGCUUCUCUCAGAGCAUCACGCCCUUCUCGGGAGGUUCUGGAAUUCCGGAGCUGAAGACCAUCCUGUCAGGCGUGGUCUUGGAGGACUACCUGGACAUCAAGAACUUCGGGGCUAAGGUGGUGGGCCUCACCUGUAUCCUGGCCAGCGGCAGCACCAUCUUCCUGGGCAAAGUGGGCCCCUUCGUGCACCUGUCCGUGAUGAUUGGCGCCUACCUGGGCCGCGUGCGCACCAAGGCCACUGGGGAGUCCGAGAACAAGAGCAAGCGAAACGAAAUGCUGGUGGCCGCGGCGGCGGUGGGCGUGGCCACGGUGUUCGCAGCGCCCUUCAGCGGCGUCCUGUUCAGCAUCGAGGUCGUGUCCUCUCACUUCUCGGUCUGGGAUUACUGGAGGGGCUUCUUCGCGGCCACCUGCGGGGCCUUCAUGUUCCGCCUGCUGGCGGUCUUCAGCAGCGAGCAGGAGACCAUCACCUCCCUCUACAAGACCAGUUUCCGGGUGGACAUCCCCUUCGACCUGCCAGAGAUCUUCUUUUUCGUGGCGCUGGGGGCCGUCUGUGGCGUGGCGAGCUGUGCUUACCUCUUCUGCCAGCGAAAGUUUCUCGGUUUUGUCAAGACAAAUCCAGUCCUCUCCAAACUGAUGGCCACCAGCAAGCCUCUGUAUUCAGCGCUGGCGGCUUUGGUCCUCGCCUCCAUCACCUACCCGCCUGGCGCGGGCCGCUUCAUGGCUUCUCGGCUGUCCAUGAGGGAGUAUCUGGACUCCCUGCUCGACAAUAACUCGUGGGUGCUGCUGACCCGGAACACGUCCCCACCCUGGCCCAUGGAGCCUGACCCCCAGAACCUGUGGUUCGAAUGGUACCACCCACAGUUCACCAUCUUCGGGACCCUCGCUUUCUUCCUCGUUAUGAAGUUCUGGAUGCUGAUUCUGGCCACCACAAUGCCCAUACCUGCCGGGUACUUCAUGCCCAUAUUUAUCUAUGGAGCUGCCAUUGGGCGCCUCAUAGGAGAAGCCCUUUCUGUGGCCUUCCCCGAGGGCAUCAUGGCCAGAGGGGUCACCAACCCCAUCAUGCCUGGGGGGUACGCGCUGGCAGGGGCUGCAGCGUUCUCAGGGGCCGUGACCCACAGCAUCUCCACUGCGCUGCUGGCCUUCGAGAUGACCGGUCAGAUCGUGCAUGCACUGCCCGUGCUAAUGGCAGUGCUGGCGGCCAACGCCAUCGCCCAGAGCUGCCAGCCCUCCUUCUAUGACGGCACCAUCAUUGUCAAGAAGCUGCCAUACCUUCCGUGGAUCCGGUGCCGAAAACUCAGCUCUCACCGGGUGUGUGUGGAGCACUUCAUGAACCGAGCCAUCACCACACUGGCCAAGGACACACCACAGGAGGAGGUGGUCAAGGUCGUGACCUCCACAGACAUGGCUGAGUAUCCCCUGGUGGCGAGCACAGAGUCCCAGACCCUGGUGGGCACUGUCCAAAGGGCACAGCUGGUGCAGGCCCUCCAAGCUGAGCCACCCUCCUGGACUCCAGGACAGCGGUGCUGCCUCCAGGACAUCUUGGCUGGGGGGUGCCCCGUGGAGCCAGUAACCCUGAAGCUGUCUCCGGAGACCUCCCUGCACCAGGCACACAACCUCUUCGAGCUGUUGAAUCUUCAGUCCCUCUUCGUGACGUCUCAGGGCAGAGCUGUGGGCUUCGUUUCUUGGGUGGAGUUGGAGAAAGCAAUUUCCAACCUGACAAACCCUCCAGCCCCAAAGUGAGCCAGCCUGGCCGGAUGAAACAGCCACUCAGCUACCCCCGUGAAGGAAGCAGGGCAGAGACCCUGCCUGUCUCCCCCACGAGAACACACCCCUCUGCUCCAGGCCAGCUCAACUCCUCGGCAAAGCCGGCAGCUGACUAGCAGUGAGGAGGACCCCACAGUCGCCAUGUCCCAUUCUCAUGGGGCAAGUGCCACAUGUCCUGAAAGACAGAUUCCACCCUGGGAAGCUCAGAAUGUGAGACAGCAGAAAGCCGCCACGUGGUGGGUACUGCAAGAAAGCAUCAGAUUCACAGAUGAAGAGCCUGCUGUCCUCUGUCAGCAAGGGCAGGCACAGGUGCCCUCUGGGGGCUGUGUGACUCCCAACCAGAGGCUUCCAAGGCAAAUAAAGCCGGCUCCCAGAGCUGUGGUCCGCGCUCA
Messenger RNA from Dama dama (fallow deer), 2480 nucleotides. RefSeq names its product chloride channel protein ClC-Ka. The transcript is spliced from 19 exons. Gene Ontology annotation, cellular component: membrane. The record is from RefSeq and is a predicted model, not a curated record. The coding region runs from base 1 to 2064 and encodes 687 amino acids. Gene Ontology annotation, biological process: chloride transport; transmembrane transport. Lineage: Eukaryota; Metazoa; Chordata; Mammalia; Artiodactyla; Cervidae. Gene Ontology annotation, molecular function: voltage-gated chloride channel activity.